Molecule: messenger RNA, 790 nt
Organism: Zychaea mexicana
Lineage: Eukaryota; Fungi; Mucoromycota; Mucoromycetes; Mucorales; Lichtheimiaceae
Exons: 3
Coding region: 49-705 (218 amino acids)
Source: RefSeq, a predicted model, not a curated record
UGUCAAAAAACAACAACAUAGGUCUUACAUCUAUUUAUUACACUGAUAAUGUUAUUACCUCGAGGCACAACACUUGGCAUGCGGGCAUCAUGCCAUCUUCGUCUCUACACUACAUCGGCACCACGCAUUCCGAAAAAAGCAGCGGGUGCAUUCACUAGCAACAAGCAUAUUUCACAACCUGUCACACUGAACAAGACGCUUGUAUAUAUUGGGCCAUUUGCAGAUAGUGUGCAACGAUACAAGAUGGUUGCCUCGUUAUUUGGAGUGUGUGGUUUAUGCGCCGUCCCUGGUUUGCUAAGUACGGGCCAAGCGCCUGCACUUUCUGUGAUUAUGGCCGGUGUGUCUGCCAUCAUGCCAGCAGGCUUCAUCCAUAUGUAUACGCGAAACCUGGUUACACGACUGAUGGUCUAUGACGACGUCAAGACGGUUGAACGCGAACGCCGACGACCAGGCGAUAUGAAGAACGACAAAUGGCUCGGGAUAGAAACGGUGUCGGUCUUUGGUCGGUUAAAGGAGCACAACAUGUGGCUGGCCGAUCUGAAAGACGUCACGCCUUCACAGCAGCAGAGCAAGAUGGUCCUAUGGGAAAAGCAGAAUAAGAAAACCAGUGGACGUGGCCCAAGUCGUCGUUAUGCAUUGGAACGUGCAGUUGUGGAGGCCGAUCCUUAUUUACAGGGUCUAGCAGAUCGUUGCACUAAACAAUGAACUUUCUUUCUGACGUAUACCUUUUCGUCUUUCCAAAAAGGGGCUUUUGCAUUGCAGAAAUAGAGAGAGAGAGAGAGAGAGGAAG